Molecule: messenger RNA, 186 nt
Organism: Suillus subaureus
Lineage: Eukaryota; Fungi; Basidiomycota; Agaricomycetes; Boletales; Suillaceae
Exons: 1
Molecular function (GO): protein binding
Source: RefSeq, a predicted model, not a curated record
CUUUGGCUGGCAAUCUUUGAGCACCUUCCUUUCCGAACCCUUCAUGACAUUACCCUCACUUGCCAGUCCUUUCGUUAUCUUGCGCAACCUCCCUUAUUUCGCUCGCUGACAUUCUGUCCAUGCUCUCCGGACACCAACAACCAGCGCUUUAUUCACCGUCUCGAAACUGUUGAGCGUACAAAGUAA